Culex quinquefasciatus (southern house mosquito) is the source of this 394-nucleotide messenger RNA. Its product is annotated as CDK5 and ABL1 enzyme substrate 1. Bases 37 to 369 code for a protein of 110 amino acids. The transcript is spliced from 2 exons. Lineage: Eukaryota; Metazoa; Arthropoda; Insecta; Diptera; Culicidae. Gene Ontology annotation, biological process: regulation of cell cycle. The record is from RefSeq and is a predicted model, not a curated record.
CUCUCUCUCUCUCUCUUUCUCAGCAUCAAGCGCGAGAUGAAGCGCAUCAACAAGCUGGACUCGCGCAUCGACUUCCUCACCAUCUCGGUCGCGUACGUGUACUUUGAGAAGCUGAUCCUGCUGAACCUGAUCAACAAGGAGAACCGAAAGCUGUGCGCGGGCGCCUGCAUGCUGCUGAGCGCCAAGCUGAACGACGUCAAGGGCGAGGUGCUGAAGAGUUUGAUCGAGAAAACGGAGAACGUGUUCCGGCUGAGCCGCAAGGAGCUGAUUGCGUCCGAGUUUGCCGUGCUGGUGGCGCUCGAGUUUAGUCUGCACGUGCCGACCAGCGAGAUUUAUCCGCAUUACCAACGGCUGAUGUACGAAUCCUGAGAGGAGGAGAACGGAAGGACGGCGG